AUGGACCCGUUUCUCCAGGCUGCAAUUGACGAGGCCAAGCUGGGCCUGAGCGAGGGGGGCAUCCCCAUCGGCUCUGUGCUUGAGAUCGACGACAAAAUCGCUGCGCGCGGCCACAACCGCCGCGUUCAGCGUGGCAGUGCCGUGCUGCACGCCGAGAUGGACUGCCUCGAGAACGCCGGACGACUCACGGCCGCCGACUACGCGCGUGCCACGCUCUACUCGACGCUGAGUCCGUGCGACAUGUGCAGCGGAGCUGUGCUGCUCUACAAGAUCCCGACAAUCGUCGUAGGCGAGAACAAGACCUUCCAGGGCCCUGGAGAGUACGUGCGCUCACGAGGCGUGGACGUCAAGCUGCUGCAGGACGAGACGUGCAUCAAGCUCAUGCAGGACUUCAUCCACGACAAGCCGCAGCUAUGGAACGAGGACAUUGGCGUCUAG
Messenger RNA from Phytophthora infestans T30-4, 438 nucleotides. RefSeq names its product cytosine deaminase. NCBI's taxonomy places the organism in Eukaryota, Oomycota, Peronosporomycetes, Peronosporales, Peronosporaceae. Bases 1 to 438 code for a protein of 145 amino acids. Gene Ontology annotation, molecular function: diaminohydroxyphosphoribosylaminopyrimidine deaminase activity. The transcript has a single exon. The record is from RefSeq and is a predicted model, not a curated record.